Messenger RNA from Pyrus x bretschneideri (Chinese white pear), 2210 nucleotides. RefSeq lists its product as uncharacterized. The transcript has 2 exons. Gene Ontology annotation, molecular function: zinc ion binding; nucleic acid binding. Bases 225 to 2210 code for a protein of 661 amino acids. The record is from RefSeq and is a predicted model, not a curated record. NCBI's taxonomy places the organism in Eukaryota, Viridiplantae, Streptophyta, Magnoliopsida, Rosales, Rosaceae.
AUAAGAUCAUAAUUCUGGACGAACUUAUAUUUAGCCAAUCCGAUUAAAAAUGGCCUGAAUAAAUAGUUUGGUAGCCGAGUUAGGUAGCCAAUUCUGUGAAUUAUCCCAAAUUCCCUGUAAAAUAGAAAAAAGAAAGAAAAAAAGGAUGAUGGCAUAAGCCUUCCCCAAAAUAAAACACAAAUCCCCUGCACAGAGAAAUUAGGUAAUAGAAUAGAAGCUCUCCUAUGCAUGUAGACUGUAGAGAGCACAGAGAUCUCUCUCUUAGCACAAGAAAAUACAGAAACACCGUCACCAUGGAUUACUCUUACACACAGACCCACCAAGAAGACCAACAACAACACCACCACCAGCAAUCAUUCGAUCCGUCAAGAAUCCAAUCCUACGACCAAUCCUACCAGGCCUAUUAUCCCUACAAUCACCCCCAACAAUCCGACCACCAACAACAAUACCAACAAUACUACAAUCCCACCACCACCACCCAGGAUUACGCCACCUCCCACGACGCCACCGCCCACCACCACCAAUACCAUCAAGAACCCAUUUCGAUUCAUCCUCCCGGGGUCCCAAUUCCGCCCCAACAGCCACAAACGGCGGAUCCUGACCCGACCCAUUUGCAGAAUGCGUAUUACCCACAUGGGGUUGCGGAGGAUCAGAAGCAGCAGGUGGAUUCGAGCUCGGGCUAUGGUGGGUUGAAUCCAGCGGCCGUGGCAGCGCUUUCGCAGCUCUCGCAGCUUACUGGGAACAUCGAGGCGGCGCAGCGGGCUGCUGAACCGCCGAUUGGGCAAACUAUAUAUAGAGGUGGAGGUAGGAGGGGCAAUAGGCCCUUCCGGGGAGGUGGUCGGGGCCAUUUUGGUUACCAUGGUUCUAGACCAGAUGGCUCAGCACCCCCAUUCCGUGGUAGGGGACGUGGCCAGGGUGGUGGUAGGCACUUUCAACAGUAUGGUGCUGCAUCAACCAAUCCAAAUUCAAUACCUGUACCUGCUGAAGGUGUAGCUGCUUUAACGCAGCCGCCUUCAGCAUUGGUUCCUGGGCAGGCACCAUUACCUGUACCAACACAAGUGUCUUCUGCUUCAUUCUGGCGACCUCCUCGUAUGGUUUGGUGUGAACUUUGUAGGGUUGACUGCAACACUCCUGAAAUCCUUGAGCAGCAUAAAAAUGGAAAGCGACACAAAAAAAAUAUGCUGGUACAUGAGGAGUUGCAGAAACGCAACAAAGUCAAUACUGGACAACAGAAUGCUCAAAUGCCUAACACUGAAUUAAAAACAGAAGUCCCUGUGAGAGUUGAGGGAUUUGAGGAAAAACAACCCUUACAAGAAAAUAUAACAUCUGGAGUAGUUACUGAUGAUAGUAGAAAUGAAACAGAUCAGAAGGAUACCGGCGCAAAUGCUGAAGCUUCUGCAGAACCUGGGAACAACUCCAGCGAUCAGUUUGCAGGCCGAGGACGAGGUUCUAAGCGUAGGAUGCGAGGGGGUCGAGGGGGUAAGUAUGUGAGGACUAAUGACGGAUCCAGAAGACCAGUUGAGCCUCCCAAACCAAAACAAGUUCCGUUUAUAUGUGAAUUGUGCAAUGUCAAGUGUGAGUCACAGGUGGUUUAUGAUAGUCAUGUGAAUGGUAAAAAGCAUCUAGCUACCCUCAAGCGGUUUCAUGGCCACCGUGCUUUGUAUGGAGAUGCGGGGCUUCAGGCAGUUAACCCACCCAAUGUAAAUGCUGCAUCAACUUCAGCUGCCCCCCCGGUCCAUCAAGUUGUCAAUGAUCCUCAGGCCCUCCUGGCACAACUGUUGAUGAAUUAUGUGCUCUCUCAAACCCAAGCACAAGGGAUAGCACCACCUCCAGGAGCAGCAUCAGCUGCGGCACCAGCUCAAGGAACAAGCACGGGGACCCAGAAUCAACUGGAUUCACUGAUUCAUGGAGCACAAGCGAUGUGUCAAGAUGGAAGCCAAAACGUGGUUAUAGAGCAAAUCAAGAGUCUGCUGCAAUCUGUCCAGGCAUACUCUGCAACCCCAGCGGCCGGGAAUGCAGUCGUGAACACUGGGAAUGAAACUUCUGAGUUUGAAGCAAAGGAGGCAAGUGGUCUUAUAAACACUACAGCUGCGGCGCCAACAAAUCCAGGCACAAGCGAGCAAGUUUCUGGAACACCAUCGAGCAAGGAAUGCGAAGUUGCUGCCUCCUCAGAUUCAUUUGUUCAGCCACAACCCGAAGGCCAAAUGUAG